AUGGCAAGGCUCACUGAUGAUGCCGACUACGAUGACGGCGAAACGUUUGAGAAUGUAUCAUGUCCACAGUCAGAUGCUGGGAAUCAUGACAACUAUUAUGGCAGACAACUUCGGACUAGGUGCGUUCUACAUGGUCUCCCUGAAAACAAGAGCAAGUUGCGACAACGAGGUCAACCCACUUUUUUACAUAGCCUUUCUUUCCCAAACGUUGUUCUCAUCUAG
Protopolystoma xenopodis is the source of this 222-nucleotide messenger RNA. Lineage: Eukaryota; Metazoa; Platyhelminthes; Monogenea; Polystomatidea; Polystomatidae. The record is from the annotation of a GenBank genome assembly.